Molecule: messenger RNA, 981 nt
Organism: Phlebotomus argentipes
Lineage: Eukaryota; Metazoa; Arthropoda; Insecta; Diptera; Psychodidae
Gene: Rpb5
Product: DNA-directed RNA polymerases I, II, and III subunit RPABC1
Exons: 3
Coding region: 152-784 (210 amino acids)
Biological process (GO): DNA-templated transcription
Cellular component (GO): RNA polymerase III complex; RNA polymerase I complex; RNA polymerase II, core complex
Molecular function (GO): DNA-directed RNA polymerase activity; DNA binding
Source: RefSeq, a predicted model, not a curated record
ACCGUGGCGCUCGCUACGCUAAAGAGCAAGUAUUUGUUGUGAUUUUCAUCGUCGCGGCGUCAUCUUGUGAAAUUUCUUCACUAUUUUCAUUGUUUACGUGAAUAUUAGAGCAACCUUUCGAGUGAUUUCGACUUAAAAAGUUAGAACAACCAUGGAUGAUGAGGCGGAGACGUACAAAUUGUGGAGAAUCCGCAAAACUGUGAUGCAGUUGAGUCAUGAUCGGGGGUAUCUGGUCACUCAGGACGAAUUGGAUCUCACACUGGAGCAGUUCAAAGAGAUGUUCGGGGACAAGCCCAGCGAAAAACACCCUUCUCGGCAGGAUCUCACUGUCCUGGUGGCGCACAACGAUGACCCUACAGACCAGAUGUUUGUCUUCUUCCCGGAGGAGCCCAAGAUCGGCAUAAAAACAAUCAAGACUUACUGCACUCGAAUGCAGGAGGAGAACAUUCACCGAGCUAUUGUGGUAGUCCAAGCGGGAAUGACACCAUCGGCUAAGCAAUCGCUCGUGGACAUGGCACCAAAGUACAUUCUGGAGCAAUUCUUGGAGUCUGAGCUGCUGAUCAACAUCACGGAGCACGAGCUGGUGCCCGAGCAUGUGGUGAUGACGCCGGAGGAGAAGCAGGAGCUGCUGUCGCGGUACAAGCUGAAGGAGAACAUGCUGAUGCGCAUCCAGGCCGGAGACCCCGUGGCCAGGUACUUUGGCCUCAAGCGCGGGCAGGUGGUGAAGAUAAUUCGACCGUCUGAGACAGCCGGAAGGUACAUUUCCUACAGACUGGUGUGCUGAGUGAGAGGUGAGGACGGGUCAUCAUUUUUGCGCGAUUUAUCGGACAAGGGUUGGGUCAUUGACACACGAGCGCACGUCAAUAGGCCGUGAGGAAAUUUGAGGAAAAUGCCAAUGGCGAGAGAAAAAUUGCUGGUGGAACAGGAAAAGAGGGAAUGGCAAAUUUGGCAAUAAAUUAAAGUUCGAAUUUCCAACAAUGC